This is a messenger RNA of Entamoeba dispar SAW760, 1149 nucleotides long. Its product is annotated as alcohol dehydrogenase, putative. The coding region runs from base 1 to 1149 and encodes 382 amino acids. The transcript has a single exon. Gene Ontology annotation, molecular function: metal ion binding; butanol dehydrogenase (NAD+) activity. The record is from RefSeq and is a predicted model, not a curated record. Lineage: Eukaryota; Evosea; Mastigamoebida; Endamoebidae.
AUGAAUAACUUCACUUUUUAUAAUCCAGUUAGAUUGGUUUAUGGAAAAGGUAGUUGUGAAGAAAUUGUUAAACAGCACCUUAUUCCUGAAGGUGCUAGAAUUAUGAUGACAUAUGGUGGUGGGUCAAUUAAAAAAAAUGGAAUUUAUGAAGAGGUAUUAAAAUAUGUUAAACCAUUAAUAGAGUUUGGAGGAAUAGAACCAAACCCAUCACAUGAAACUUGUACUAAAGCAAUUAAACUUGCUAAAGAAAAUAAUAUUAAUUUUUUCCUUGCUGUAGGAGGAGGAUCAGUUAUAGAUGCUACUAAAUACAUUGCACUUGCUAUGGAACAUACAUACUCAAAUGAUACAUAUGAUAUAUUAAUGAAAGCUGGUACAUUUAAAUAUAACCCAGCUAAAGCAAAAAUUGGUGUCAUUUUAACAAUCCCAGCUACUGGAUCAGAAAUGAAUCCAGGAUUUGUGAUUUCACGUCAUUCUUCUAAUGACAAACGAGCAGCUGAAGAUGAUAGUUGUUAUCCUCUCUUUGCUAUUGUUGAUCCAUGUCAUUCAUUUACCUUACCAGACAACCAAAUUAGAAAUGGGUUAAUUGAUGCAUUUGUUCAUGUUUAUGAACAGUACAUUGGACAUUAUCAAAAAAAUCCUGUAAUUGAUGGAGAAUGUGAAGCAGUUAUGAAGAGUAUUAUUAAAGUUGCACCAAUAACAUUAAAAAAUCAUUAUGAUUAUCAAACACGAGCUACUUUUUGUUAUGCUGCUACAGUAGCUUUAAACUAUUCUUUGACAUGUGGUAUUGAUCAAUGUUGGGGAGCCCAUAGAAUUGGACAUGAAAUUACAGCAUAUUAUGGACUUGCACAUGGAGAAACAUUAGCAAUGGCUAUGCCAGGAGUAAUGAAAUUUCAUAAAGAAAAGAAUAGACAAAAGUUAAUUCAAAUGGCUGAACAAGUUUUUGGAAUUAAAAACGCACAACCAGAAGAUGCUAUCACUGCUUCAGAACAAUUUUUUAAAUCUAUUGGAGCAAAAACAAGACUAUCAGAAUGGGGAUUUGGUAAAGAACAUUUUAAAGAAAUUUCUGAUAAAUUUGAUUCUAGACCAUGUGGAGUUUAUAAAGAUAUUGAUACUAAAGGUUGUCUUACUAUUUUAGACACUCUUUAUUAA